GGGUGACCAGGAAGUGAGAGCCAAAACUGGGAAGAAGGACGAAUCAAUCCCAGACGGUGGUGGAAAGGUGACAGAGCAUCUGGGCUCCCCAGUUUCCUUCUCUCCCGUUACCGGGCCGGGAUCCCUUCGUGGCUGGAAGCUAGGACCUCCAUUUGCCUGUCUUUUGGAGGAAGAGGCUGGGGUAAACACCUGAACAUGUGGAAUCCCAACGCUGGGCAGCCAGGGCCAAAUCCAUAUCCCCCCAACAUCGGGUACCCUGGAGGUUCCAAUCCUGCCCAUCCACCACCUGUCAGUCCAGCUUGUCCUCCGGGCCCCUUUCCUCCUCCCCCAGGAGUUCCCCACGGAAAUCCCGCUUGCCCCCCAGGUGGGCCCCCUCAUCCUGUGCCACAGCCAGGGUAUCCAGGAUGCCAACCCCCAGGUCCCUAUCCUCCUCCAUACCCACCACCUGCCCCUGGCAUGCCUCCUGUGAAUCCCUUGGCUCCUGGCAUGUUAGGACCAGGAAUGAUGAUGGACAAGAAGACAAAGAAGAAAAUGAAGAAAGCUCAUAAGAAAAUGCACAAACACCACAAGCAUGGCAAGCAUUCCUCCUCCUCUUCCUCCUCUUCCAGCAGUGACUCUGACUGAAUACAGGGCCUGGACCCUUCCCUCAAGUCUCACCAGUUCUGCUCUCCCAUCAAGCUUCAGAUGCCAUGUUGUACUGGUGGAAAUUAGCCCUUGUGCAGCCCCCUACCCUACCCCGACCUGAGCCUCACUCUGCUGUUCAGCCCUGACUGGCUAGGGAAAAUGGGAAGAGGAUUGCCAUGGGCUAGCAAAGGCCAUCUUCUUGCUGCUUGGAUAGAUCUUAUAGCUGAUGAGUUUAGCAGGGGAGCUGUUUUUUGAAGAUGGUGAGACCUUUGAGCUAAAUGCUGAAGACAAGUUAAAGAUCUGUAAAAUGUGAUUUUUUUUACUUCCUUUUGUAAUACUUGUGGUUGGGGGAUUUUGUGGAAAUUUAACUAUGAAGAAAAAAACUGUACUUUUUUUGUAAUGUUGGCACACUUGGGUAAUUUAUUGGGAAAUACACUUCCUAGCAGGCCUUCUAUUGGUCACACUAACUGCAGGGUUGCUGGGAGGUGGGUCCAUCUCGUUGAUGAGCUCUGCCAUGUUGGAACCUAAUCUCUACUUCUUAGCUCCAUAUGCAAUCUCAAGUCCUACUUUCAUUUUCCAACUCAGUCCAAAUAAAGCUAUUUCUCCUGG
Lemur catta (Ring-tailed lemur) is the source of this 1233-nucleotide messenger RNA. RefSeq names its product proline rich 13 (gene PRR13). The transcript has 4 exons. Gene Ontology annotation, cellular component: nucleoplasm. Lineage: Eukaryota; Metazoa; Chordata; Mammalia; Primates; Lemuridae. The coding region runs from base 196 to 624 and encodes 142 amino acids. The record is from RefSeq and is a predicted model, not a curated record.